Molecule: messenger RNA, 1131 nt
Organism: Paramecium octaurelia
Lineage: Eukaryota; Ciliophora; Oligohymenophorea; Peniculida; Parameciidae
Source: the annotation of a GenBank genome assembly
AAAUUAUUUAAAAUGUUUUGGGGAACUCAAGUCACUCAAGGAUAAUCAUAUAAGCUAACAGCUGAAGAAGCUACAGUGAUCCACGUCUCUAAUGUAGUUCUAGCAGAUGGUGAUAGCAAGGUUUAAGUCUACGCAAAAGUAAAGGGAAAAGAAUUUGUACUUGCUAACCUUGAAAAAAAUAAGGUAUGGUAAUUUUUUGAUAGUUAGUUGGAAUAAGCAUUUUUGGAUCUUUACUUUAGAGUUGAUCAACAGGUUGAGAUUGGAGUUAAAGGAAAAGGUUCAGUUCACCUUUCAGGCUAUGUUGAACCAGAUGAAGAGGAAUUAGUAUUUAUUAAAAAAAUCUUUUUAGAACGAGGAUUUGGAUUUUGAAGAUGAUGAGAGUGAGGAAGUUGAGGAACAAAAAGUUAAAAAACCCGAACCCACUAAAUAAGCUGAAUAAGUCAAAUAAUAGCCAAAGGAACAAUAAAAGCCAUAAACUUAAUAAUAAUAAAAACCAUAGACAUAAUAAUAAAAGUCACAACCCCAACCACAAAAAGCACAACCAGAAUAAUAAUAAAAGGCUAAGCCUCAAGCUCCAACCCAAAAACCUUAAUAACAAUAGCCCAAAAAGGCAGAGGAAGAUUGGAAUGAUGAUGAAGAGGAAGAUGGAGAAGAUGAAGACCUUCUCGACUAAAGUGAUGUCGAUGACGAGGAAGUAGACGAUGACUUAGGAGAUGAAGAAGACGAUGACGAAGAAAACUUAGAUGAUGAAGAUGAUGAAGAUGAACCUUAAUGUAUAAUCAUUGUAUUUAUUUUUUAGAAAAUUAAAAAUUCGUGAAAGGAAACUAAGGAUAACAAGUGAAGCCAUAAUAGAAAUAGCAACAGAAACCUUAAAACUAAAAACAAUAAUAUAAUAAAUAAUAACAUUAAGGAAACCAACAAUUUAAAUAAGGGUAGAAACCUUUCUAAUAAAAUAAAAAAGGACAGGGGCAAUAUAAUCACCAAAACAAAGGAGGAAACUAAAACCAUUAGAAUAAUUUCAAGAAAAAUAAUAACUUUAAUAAUAAUAAUAAUAGAAAGAACUUUAACAAAAAGAAUAACAACAGAGGUGGAUUUAAAGGAGGUAGAUAAUGAGUAUCUAAUUAUUAUGUG